CACCCGCCUCUCACCGGCACCGGCACCACCAUGAGCGGAGUGGCGGCCGCUGCCGCUCCAGCGCGGCGGCGCGGGCAUGGGACCGGGUCCGGGUCCGGGUCCGGGUCGGGGUCGGGGUCCGGGAGCGGAUCGGCGGGAGUGAGCAAAGCGACUCGGUCCAUGAGUCACAAGGACCUGAAAAAACUACAGGAGGAGACAGAGCUGAGUGUGAGCAACUGGCUCAGUUGUCACAAGCUCCAGGAGUCCUUGUUGAGCUCAGCGAGUGGAUACAGCAACUACAGAGGAAUUCUCAAUUGGUGUGUGGUCAUGCUGAUCUUGAGCAAUGCUCGCCUUUUCCUAGAGAACCUUAUUAAAUAUGGUAUAUUGGUGGAUCCAAUUCAAGUUGUCUCACUGUUCCUGAAGAAUCCGUACAGUUGGCCUGCCUUGUGUCUUAUAAUUGUCUCGAAUGCUUUUGUAAUUGUGACACUGCAAAUUGAAAGGAAAAUGGCUCUGGGUGUUCUGUCUGAGAAUUUUGGGCUGGUCUUGCACACAGUUAACCUGAUCACCAUUCUCUCCUUCCCUGUAGCAGUGGUAUUAACAGUCAAUUCAAUAACUCCAGUUGGUGCUGUAAUGGCACUGAUGUGCUACACCAUCCAGUUCCUCAAGCUCUACUCAUACAAGGACGUAAACAAAUGGAGCAGAGAACUGCGCAGAGCCAAAGUGAAAACGCUGUCGAGAUCUCAGUCAGCUCCCGGUUUGAAAGAGAACGGAGAAGCGGUGCAAACAGUGGUCGUGUAUCCAGGAAACCUGACGUACAAAGACAUGUAUUACUUCCUAUUAGCCCCCACCCUCUGCUAUGAGCUAAAUUUUCCCCGGUCAUCUCGGAUCCGCAAGCGGUUCCUGCUGAGGAGAAUGUUUGAAAUGCUUUUCCUCAUCCAGUUACAAGUGGGGUUGAUUCAGCAGUGGAUGGUACCAGCUAUACAGAAUUCCAUGAAGCCAUUCAAAGAUAUGGACUAUUCCAGGAUGAUAGAGCGCCUACUGAAGCUUGCAGUUCCCAACCACCUGAUCUGGCUGAUCUUCUUCUAUUGGUUCUUCCAUUCCUCCAUGAACGUUUUAGCUGAACUGAUGAAGUUUGGAGAUCGCGAGUUCUACAGGGACUGGUGGAAUUCAGAGACUGUGACAUACUUUUGGAAGAACUGGAACAUUCCCGUGCACAAGUGGUGUAGCAGACACUUCUAUAAGCCCAUGUUGAAGAGAGGAGUGAACAAGAGAAUGGCCCAGACGGCUGUUUUCUUCACAUCAGCUUUCUUUCAUGAGUACUUGGUCAGUAUCCCUCUGAAGAUGUUCCGUCUGUGGGCGUUCAUGGGGAUGAUGGCUCAGGUUCCACUGGCUUGGUUAGUUGGGAAGUUUCUGAGUGGGAAUUACAGCAAUGCAGCAGUGUGGUUGUCCCUGAUCAUUGGGCAGCCGAUUGCAGUGCUGAUGUAUGUGCACGAUUAUUAUAUCCUGAACUAUGAGGGACCUCAGUGAUUGCAGGAAACUCACAACAACCACAGGACUGAGUAGAUGAGCAAAGGACUGCGAUGAUGCCUUCUUCGUUUAUUUUUAUAAUUGCUGGAAAUUUCUUGGAGAGGAAUUAUUUCUUUUUGUUUUGAUGAGGUGGAGGAAAUGUUUGUGGAACACAAGCGCGCCAUCCCUUUAAUUAUUCCAUUUGCAGCCAGUGCACUCACAUGUGCAUUUACUCAGCUCCCACUGAGCAGUGGGAAAUAUGGGACCUCAGUCACUGAAUAUUGCAAAUGGGGCCCAGAGGGCUGAAACUGAUGAGUGGAUGAUAGGGAGGAUUGGGGGAGGGGGUUGCGGGAUGGAGUAGAAUUUCAACUCGCAGCAAGCCAGCCACUAAGUAUGAGGGGCAUGACUUGUGCCAUCCAUAAAAGGUGCGAGUGUUAACUGUCCAUCGGAGGAAGGUGGGGUUUUGUCCGUCUGCAGUGUUUGAUCCUCAAACAAGGCAAAUGUAAUAUUUAAUUCCCCUCUUCUCCCUUCCCCAUCCUCCUCGUUCAGAAGUAGGAGAUUAAAUCACAGAGUUGACUGUUGUUUUUCACUGUUAAAUCACAUAGCUGCUGCUGCUGGGUGUUUUGUUUGAUGAGAUGUCUGAAGGUAUUAACAUUGAACUCCUUUGGCUAGAGAUGGUGCAUGUUGCUGAGCCAGUGAGAGAGGGUAUAGAGGACCUUGGAGAAAAACAUUUUUUUUUCACCUUCACAAAGUUUGAAUUUCUUGGUUUCUGUCCCUUUGGAAAGCUGGUGUGCUUGCCCCUCUGUCCUGAAAGGAAUAUUCCUGGUGACAGGUUAGAUUUCAGAUAGCUGUGUUCCGGAAUGGGGUCCCAAGAGUUAAUAAGCCCAAUGUAGAAUUUCUCCAUUUUCUUUUUGAUUGAAGUCAGCCCUCUGGAUAACCUGCCCCAUGUGAUUGGGUGUAGAACAUUUAUCCAAAAAUAAAAUGUCUGCUGACUACUGAGUUAACGCGGGUGAGGUUCCUUCCUUGCCUCCCCAACUUUACAUCCCCCACUGCCCUGAAUGGAUAAACUACUCGUUUGUUUGGGCGGGGGUGAUGUAAACUAUGUUGCAAAGGACAGUGCUGGUCCCCUUUGAGUUAAAGCUUUAAGGGCCGAUACAGGGAGCAGAUGCAGUUCACAGAGAUGUCUGUACUGCUGCUGACACAGGGCUCGGUGCAGGUGAAGGGACUAUCGGACGGGGCAGCCUGGGUGGAAAGAGUGGCUUGUCAACACGACUGUCUAGCUGGAGGAUCUCCAUCCAGUUCAACUGGUUUGCAGGGUGGUCAACAAGAUCAUAACCUGAUUGGGAAACAGCCAUAUUUUAACCCACUGAGCAAAGCUGAAUAAAAUGUGUUCCACAGACACGCUUCAGGGAUGUAUUAGUGAUGUCUCUGCUUAUUGGGUGGAGGGGGAGGAGUCAUUUAUAUUUUUAUUAAUAUUUUUCUCUGAAGCCAAUCUUGUUUUAGCCCCUUGUGACAGAGUUUGCUGCUUUACACCUCAUUUGCACAACCACACAAUGUAUUUGGUAAGAAGUUGUAUAAACCUGGUGUCAUCUGCUUGCCGUUGAUGCUGAGAAUCAGUCUGCAGGCUGGGCCAGCAGAGGCUCUCGACACCAGUUCAGUCCCAGUUGAAAUUCAGCGGUUAGAUAUACAAAGCUUUUUUUUUUUACCCUUGGUGGUGGAGAAGCUUUCAUUUCCCCUCGUGCCAAACAAAAGGGUAGUGUGUUAACAUUAAAUAGUGCAAAAAGGAAUUUAAUUCAAAGUCGUCAACAAGAGCAGGUGCUCUCUGAGGGACGGCUAUUAUUAUAAACCUACAGGUGAAUUAAUGAAUUAAUUGUGUGCAGAAUUCAGAAGUGAUUCAAAACUUGUGCGAGAGCUGAAUGAACAAACUUUACCUGAGCCAGGUCACCAGCAAUCCAUUUACACCAAGGAGUUGCCACCCAGGAAGUUUUCAGAUACACUUCCCCAGUGGACAAGGCUCCCAAACCUUAAACAUCAAGGUAUGGAGGAGAGGAUAUUUAAACGUCAAGACAUGAGGCAGAGGGAAGAGAGUUUAUCUCGCCUUCAGAAAAUAACCGUAAUUUCUAAUUAUGAUGAUACAACUUAAGGACAUCCCUUUGCCAUCGAACACGCAUUUGAUGUGAAGGUUAGGAAGUAGCUUUUAUUCAUAGCAAACUUUUGUCCAUCCAAUUUGUAAAGGGUGGGGAGGGGGUGGAAACAAGUUAUAUUUCUAUAAGUGUAUGUUUUUUUUUAAAAGACACACAGUAGUGCCCGUGUUCUCACCUGCUCCAGGUGAGUGUCUCCAACCCUUGUACCCUGCUUUUGUGCAGUCUGCCCACCUGUGACAAGGCUGAACUCUCCAAUAUAACCAGUGAGGCCACUGAAUGAUCUGUCUCAGGGUUGGGAGGGGGGGAUUUUACAGAAUGGCCUCGCAGGAAGGAGUCUUGGCCUGGCAGCUCUUCAUGUAGUCUUGUUAAUACGGUUAAAAAAAAUAAAAAGUUGAAUGGGUGAGGACUUCAAAUUAUAAAAUACUCCACUGCUCUGUAUAAUCCCCUGUAAGAGCUACGCUCCAAUUAUCCAUUUCCAGUCACCCACCAUGUGUGUACAUACAGCGGAUGUAAGUUUCACCAUCUUACAAUAUUCUUAAGUGUUGGAGAAGGUGGGUCAUUAGAAAACCCAAUUCUUUUAAAUGCGUUUGUGCCUUAAGGGGGCUAAAACCAGACUGAAGGAGAGACAAUCCUCCCCAGCUUCUUGUUUUUCACUAAGUGCCUGACUGAUUUUGUAACUUCUUGUAAAUCUGUUUCCUGUUUUUUUUACUGCAAGUUAAGAAAACUGCAUCAGCAAUGCAAUCUUUGGAGUAUUAUCUUCAGACAGAUAAGUCCAACUUUCAGUCUCUAAUGUGUUCCCCAAGUGGGUCAGUAAUCAUCUGUCUAAAUGUUAAAUAUCAAGUGAGUGUGGAGAAGAGGGGCUCAUUUAUUAAAAAUGGGGAGCGAGUUGUGGGGAUGGGGUCAGGAGGAGGGGGUUGCGGUGGGCAGAUAAUUGUGACAGACGCCUUUACUAAUGGGAUCUGUAUAAGGGUAGCUAGUUCCUGUUUUGGAUCUGUAUGGUCACCAAUGCUGAAUACAAGUCACAAGUGAAGCCAGCGAGCUUUCAGCUCUACACCAGACAGGUCUAGUGCGCAUUUAAUAGGUGGCAGCAUCAGGGACACACUAACUUGGACUCUCAAAUAUUGUAACCUUCUGUUCCUGUUAAAUGGGUCUAAAUUGUGUUUUCCAAGGAGAAAGUUGUGAGAACUAUCAAAUCUACUAUAGACCAUCCAUGAUCCUGAGAGUAAGACUCCUAUCCUUUCUGUACAACACCCUCCCCACAAUUGGGCUGCCGUGUUUUCAUUUUAUGCAGUGCCCCUGUCUCUUUUGUACCCUUAUUUGUUGCUGGCAUUCUGCCCCUGGAAACAAAACAGGCAGAUUAAUUGGGAUAAAGAAGUGGUGGGAAGCACUAUUUCUACAUCUGCCAUCUCCUGCUUCAGUGAACCUUGACUUUCCUUUGUGUGUCCUGGUGUCCAGUCUGCAUUCAGCUGGUGAGGGUGGGGCAGGGAGAGGGUGUCAGGUGGAAGAGGUUCCAGACGAGGAUCAUACUGUCCACUUUGAGGUGCCUGUGCUAAUUUUUGACAUUUGAAUAUAUAGCUGGGCAGAGAUCUUUUUUCUAGUAAAUGCACUGCCUCCAUCUGACAUUGGGCUGAGCAAAAGGUGGGCUGUAUAACUCCCAACAAGAGGACUUAUUGCUUACAUCUGGUGCAUUUUAUUGGACUAGAGUUCUUAACAACCUCAUUCCCUCCCUCCAUGCCCCACCCUUCCCUUUUCUCUGUGUUAGGAAUAAUUUGGAACUCCUGAGCUACUAUAACCUGCCUGACCGUAUAAUUAGAAGUGCCUUGUUUAAUACACUGUAUAUUAUGCAAGCUGAUUUGACUCAAUAGUUGAGUCACUAAGCUCUGUUGGAUGAAAGUUAAUUACUGUUGAAUACUAAUCAUGGACUCUAACCACCUCCCUUCACCGGCUUUCUUAAAGCCCUCUCAAUCAAGAUGACUGCCUUUUGCUUUUAAGGAACAAAUUUCCAAAAAUUGUUUACCAAACAGUAUAUUAGGUCGUGAUUUCACAGUCAACAGCCCUCAAUAAGGGAAAGGAACUUUUACCACCUUAUCCAAGAAGAAUAAAAUCUAUAUCCAUGUGCCUUAACUGGUGUGUCCCAGUCUCUCCUUCAGAGAAAUAGCUGAGCUUUGACUGGGGUGUGUCUGUUUCUCCUUCGUUCCCAUCUUUUAUACUGCUCAGCUGUAACCUGGAAUCAGACGUUUAUCCAGCACUUUCCACUUGCUGAAGCCCUUCGCUGAUUUCAUUGAGUUACAGCUGCUGCAUUGAAGAGGUCGGUGAUGUCUCAUGUUUGUUAUACAGUUUUAUGUAUGUAGAUGCCUGAUACUGUAAUGAUUUCAUGCUUCUUGUGCCAUGUCUUUAGGGAGUUAUUUGAAACUGUACUUUAAUCAUGGAAAUUAAACAAAUUAAAAGAGAUCAUGGAUUAAAAAGGGAAACCAAGGCCAACACAAGGUCUGGCCAGGCUAGGAAAUGGGUAUUCUUCAGGCAGCACUUGUAAUAAGCGUGGUUUUUAAUAAAACAAUCAUUUUAAACAA
Molecule: messenger RNA, 6199 nt
Organism: Carcharodon carcharias (great white shark)
Lineage: Eukaryota; Metazoa; Chordata; Chondrichthyes; Lamniformes; Lamnidae
Product: diacylglycerol O-acyltransferase 1-like
Exons: 17
Coding region: 31-1506 (491 amino acids)
Biological process (GO): triglyceride biosynthetic process
Cellular component (GO): endoplasmic reticulum membrane
Molecular function (GO): diacylglycerol O-acyltransferase activity
Source: RefSeq, a predicted model, not a curated record